Messenger RNA from Phytophthora nicotianae INRA-310, 408 nucleotides. RefSeq lists its product as hypothetical. Bases 1 to 408 code for a protein of 135 amino acids. NCBI's taxonomy places the organism in Eukaryota, Oomycota, Peronosporomycetes, Peronosporales, Peronosporaceae. The transcript has 2 exons. The record is from RefSeq and is a predicted model, not a curated record.
AUGUACCGCAACAGGUUGAACAACAUCCGGAACCCUGGGAUCUACUGGAUCCACGUGUUCAUGUACACCUACCUGGGCUUCAUGGUGUUCCUGGUGUUCAUAUCGGUGCCUCUGCUUCCGUUCUUUAUCGAGCAGCGCGCCGUUUUCGCGCGCGAGUGGACCACAAGCUCGCUAAGCGUUGUGAGCUACGUGUGCUCCAAAUUCCCUGGACACGUUGCCCGGCACCUUCCUGGCCACAGCAAUGUCGACAGCGGUGGUGACACUGCUGACGGAUCUCAACGCCAUCGAACACUUCCUGUUGAACAUGUUCCUGCCGCUGGUGGUGUCCAAGACUUGAUCGGCGACGCCGCGCCGCGCAACAUCAUUGGCAUCGCGCAGGACGACGUGUUCGGCAUAAUAAUGCUGUGA